AGGAGAUGAAGACCCACUGUAUAGAUGCUGGCUUGGUGCCAAUCCUGAUCCCAUUAUUGGACAGCACAGACCAAGAAAUGUUGCUUCAUGUGGGCAGGGCCAUUGGUCGUAUCUGCUACGAUAACAAUGACCUUCAGGAGCAGCUGGUGGGGGCGGAGGUGAUCACGUCACUGGUCAGGAUAAUGUCGGACUAUCCCGAUAAUGAACCUCUUGUCCGUGUCAACCUGCUGGCCUUAUCCAACCUUGCAGAUAUAGACACUGCUAAACAGGCCCUUAGCAAGACCAGAGUUGCAGAAAAUUUGGUACGUCAGCUGCGGGCAGCAAACCACCACGAGAAGGUAGAAAUCAUCCUUGAGGUUCUUCAGACACUAGCAGAGAAUGAUGCCCUAAAAUCUCAGUUGGUUGAAGCUGGAAUUCAGGAAGCCAUAGUUGAGAUCCUGCUGAGGCUGCAAGACAGUUCCAAGCCAGAAGAUGUGUGCAGCUUGAAGGCUGCGUCGGAUCUGAUUGUGUCAUUGCUACUUGGAGAUGAAUCCAUGCAGCAGCUGUUUGCAGAAGGGAAUGGUGUUAUCUACCAGAGUGUUGGAACAUGGCUUGCAUCCAAGCACACCCAGUUACAGCUGACGGGGGCUCUGGCCAUUGCUAACUUUGCCAGGAAUGACAGCAACUGUUUGCGGAUGGUGCAGCUGGGAAUCGUACAACAACUUCUGGACCUUUUGGAGCAACAUGUGGAAAGUGGAGAUGUCUCUGUUCAACAUGCUGCCCUGAGUGCUCUCCGAAACCUUGCUAUACCAGUGGCUAACAAAGUUCAGAUGCUGGACGAAGGGGUUGGCCAACGUAUCCAGAUGCUUUUGAGGUCGGAGAUGCCUCCUGUUCAGUUUAAGCUUCUUGGGACACUACGAAUGUUGAUGGACGGUCAAGCUGAUGCAGCAGAGGAACUGGGCCAGGAUCCGGUGCUGCUCAACAGACUGGUGCAAUGGUGCAAUUCAAACGACCACGCUGGAGUCUGCGGAGAAGCAAACCGACUGCUUGCAUCACUUUUGCGUCACAGUUGUUCUCAGGAAGUUGUCAAAGCCAUUCAAGAGGCCCAGGCAAUGAAGCACCUGGUUUCUAUGGCAACCAGCGAACAUGCCAUAAUGCAGAAUGAAGCACUGAUUGCCUUGGCGAUAGCUUCUGCGGUCAAUUUAGAAAUCAUCAAAGAGACAUUUAAAGAGGCCAAGCUUGUUCAGAACAUACAUAAACUUCUCCAAGAUGAAAGCACAGGCCCAGAGGUGAAAUAUAAUUCAAUAGGUCUGUUGUGCAGCCUCCUGAAUUCAGGUGACCUUCGGAAAGAGGCCGAAGAGGACAAGAUGAAAGAAACCCUUGAGAAGCUCUGUGGCCACAUCAAUGGUAAUGUAGCCAAACAGGCGCUAAUGGCGGUUCAGAUACUGAAUGAGGAGCACCGCCUCUUUGAACCAUAA
This is a messenger RNA of Zootoca vivipara (common lizard), 1457 nucleotides long. RefSeq names its product rap1 GTPase-GDP dissociation stimulator 1-like. Lineage: Eukaryota; Metazoa; Chordata; Lepidosauria; Squamata; Lacertidae. The record is from RefSeq and is a predicted model, not a curated record. Gene Ontology annotation, biological process: positive regulation of GTPase activity. Gene Ontology annotation, molecular function: protein binding; guanyl-nucleotide exchange factor activity.